AUGCCCCACAACAAAGGAAAAACGGUCGGAAAGAUGGACAGGGUUGCAAAGAAUCUCAGUCGCCUUGAGACUAAGCUUCGUCAUGUACAACGAAACGAUAAUUGUGGAAGGCUCGGCCCCACUGGGCAUGCGAAGAAGCUAAUUGACAAGCCCAAUGGUCAGGCAGGGAGAUCAGAGCUAAAAGGAGGGUAUAAUCUUCAACAAGCGAUGGGAUUGGCCGGUGACAACUGGAAAUAUAAUGCGUUUAGAAUGAUCGCACGGCGAUAUACGAAUCGAUACCUCGACACGGAGAAAACUCUCAAAGAGCAGGACAAACUCACUGUCACACUCCUUUUAUCAUGUAUUGUGUCCUUUUCUGCACAGCGCAAACACCAGUUUCUGGCAAAGUUCCGUGAUAAUUGGCCAUUCAAUGACUUUGUGGCUAGUUAUCUUUGCAAUCAUGUCCAAUACACAAAGAAGCAUGCAAGUGAGGACGACUCAGAGACAGAUGACUCAGAUCUCAGUGACGGGGAACUUGAUGACAUGCUUAAUGAUGGUGACAAUACUUCAACCUCAACUUCACGACGAAAACGACACCAGCGCAUACAUGAUUCAGAUGAUUCAGGGACUGACGAGGAGCACAACUCACGACCUCAAAAAAAACUCAAGUUCGCACAUGUGUCUAUUCCUGCUCGUGCAAAGCCAGCUCCAGCACCUCGCAUAAAGCCAGCUCCAAAGUCAAGGAUGACCCAGGCUCCUUCUCGCCAUCUAGACCUGCCGCUGCCCACUCCAACCCGUCCAGACCCACCACCUGCCACCAAGUCGAAGCCAAUAUCCUCAUCAGACACAUGCACCACGAAGGUUGCAACAGAAGGUCCAUCAACUACCAAGCCGAAAGCAAAAGCUGUGCCUAUUCCUCGCAGCACUCGUGCCAAGACCAAGCCUAAACCACUGGCAACUGAAGCCUCUGCGGCACAUCUCAAGAUUGACACUGCCAUCAAUGAUGAUGAUGACACUUAUGAGUUUGCUGACCUCCCCUUGGUCUGUCCGAACGAUAACUGCAGGGAUCUUGUGCCGGCAGACCCCAAUAUUGAGCUGGUCAAACAGCUUCGACAGUGGAAUUCUUUCAAGAACACUAACCGCUGUUUGACAUCAGAGGGUCUACGGCUGGAGCUCGAGAUAUGCGCAGCACUUCGACAACUGCGUGAAGAAAAGCUCAAUAUUCAACGCGCCAAAGCACGAGGAUGGCCAACUAUCAUCACCUGGGAGACCGUCUCAGAUCGAGUCCUCCAAAUGGAGGCUGAGUUGAAUCUCAUGAUUCACGAUAAGAACACAAGGCGCUACAGUUUUUUCAACGACAUGUUUCUUGAAGAUCUUUCUUCCACAGGUCUGCAAAGUGACUCCGCCGAACGAGAAUUUUCCAAGCUGGCCAUCACUAGCAGACAGCGCAUACCGGCAAUGGUUACAAAUCACGCUCGUCCUGGAUACUACGGGGAGAAAGGAAAAGCGAUAAUCCAGUCUGCGAUAUUUUCCAUGUUCGACCAUGAACAGAUUUCCAACGAGGCCUUCGCUCCCCUUGACUUCAAGGUCUAUAUCGAAUACUACCUCAUACCUUGGGUCGCUAUCCACUUAAUAUCGAAGGACCUUGAAUGCAGUCUAGAAGAGGCAUAUGAAGAGAUGAUUGCUAGCGCUGAUUCAGGUGUUUCUUUGCAUCCAAUGACCGAAGAAGACUCACGCAUUGAAAGAAUUACACGCCAACACUGUGUAAUGGCUGCCGAGAAAUGGGUUGAGAAGGUCGAGCGCUUCCGCAAGGAGAUGAAUGAUGAAAUCGAGAAGGGAAAGGAGGAACAGAGGAUGCAUGACGAUUUAGCUGCAAAGAUUGCUGCCAAGCACACACGCAAAGUGCCUGUUGCUUCCAAAUCGCAACCAACAGCGGGUCCUUCAAAAUUUCCUGGAUCAUAUGAUGAUGCAGCAUAUGAAGACGACGACGAAUCAGAGCUCUCUGAACUGCCUGAGAGCAUCCAGGUUACCCCGGUACCACGGCCUAAACCUUCACGUGCACGACCAGCAAGGCGAAGGAUGAGCCAUCCGCCCCCACCGGGUCUUCGUCUGCUCUUCGGUCCUUCAUCUUCAGCCCUUCAUCUCUGCUCUUCGUCUCUGUUCUUCAAAGUGGUCUCUGCUCUUGGGUCUUCCGUCUUCGGCUCUUCGUCUUCGGCCCUUUGUCUCCGCUGUUGGCACUGCCCUAAUGCUGCAUUACGAUUGGACAAUUCUAAUGAUGGCCUCAGUCUUUUCCAGUGA
Messenger RNA from Suillus subalutaceus, 2277 nucleotides. RefSeq lists its product as uncharacterized. The transcript has 13 exons. Bases 1 to 2277 code for a protein of 758 amino acids. The record is from RefSeq and is a predicted model, not a curated record. NCBI's taxonomy places the organism in Eukaryota, Fungi, Basidiomycota, Agaricomycetes, Boletales, Suillaceae.